AUGGCUCCUCUUCCGGAGUCCAAGACAGAUGUUGUCAUUAUCGGCGCCGGACCAGCGGGUCUCAUGGCCGCCUUGUGGAUGACGAAGUGUGGCAUCGAUGUACGGAUCAUCGAUAAACGCGCAACGAAAGUCUUCAAAGGCCAGGCCGAUAGCCUUCAACCCCGAACGAUGGAAAUUCUCGACUCGUUUGGGAUAGCCGACGAAAUCUACAAGCGUGCCGCUCAUCUGGUCGAAUCCCGGUUCUGGGCUUCUGGAAAAUCUGGUGGUAUUGAGCCCUGUGGAGUCGCUUCAGAUUACUACCCAGAGCUCAGCCGCUUCCACCAGGUUCUCAUCAACCAAGGCCAAAUCGAACGCACUCUGCUUGACGCCAUCAAAGAGUUGGGAAAUGUCGAAGUUGAACGCGGCGUAGCGCCGACCAAAUUGCAGAUCGACGAGCAGAACCUCCAGGACCCCCAGGCAUAUCCGGUCCAGCUGACGCUUCGGCACCUGACCGAGGAGGAAAUAGCCGAAUCGCCGGCCGCUCCGGUUCCUACACCGGGCGCAUUUGGCAUUAACCCGGGCGAUGAGAAAGAGCUGGAACGAAAACCCACCGGCAAAGAAGGCACCGAAGAGGUGGUCCAUGCGAAAUACGUCUUCGGAUGUGAUGGGGCGCGGAGCUGGACGCGAAAGCAGAUUGGAAUCAAGCUUGUUGGAGAAGGCAAAGACUCUCUGUGGGGAGCUGUGGACAUCGUUCCCGUGACCGACUUCCCCGAUCUUCGUGUGAGAUCUUUUGUAACCACCUCUCAAGGGACCAUGGGGAUUGUUCCUCGCGAGAAUGGCAUGAUCCGUGUUGGCGUGGAACUCGACGGUAUUGAUAGAAGCCAAGCUUCACCGGAGACCAUUAUCGAGCAAGCACAGAAGCUCCUAGCGCCGUACACGAUCAAUUUCUCGCAUUAUGAUUGGCAUGCUGUCUACCAGAGCAACCAAAGGUUAGGGUCGAGCUUUUCCAAAAGUGAACGUGUGUUCCUUGCUGGAGAUGCAGUACACACACAUUCGCCAAAAGCAGGAAUAGGGUUGAACUUCAGCCUACAAGACACUUACAACCUCGGCUGGAAGGUUGCACAUGUCAUCAAGGGGAUUUCCAAGCCCUCCAUCCUCAAGACAUAUGAGACUGAACGUCGCGAGGUGGCUCAACAACUCAUCGCGUUCGACGAAGACCUUACCGCAAGAUUCUCGGCCGGUGAAGAUAUUAAGGAGAUUUUUGCCAAGGAGCUUCCGUUCACCAGCUGCACAUCCAUCGAGUACGGUCCGAGCAUGGUAGUUGCUAAAACCGGCGCCAACAUAGUCAGCAAGCAAGAGCUGGCGCAACACAUCAUUGUGGGAAGACGAUUUGCGUCACAGCAGGUCAUCGAGCAAGCCAGCGGCUGUCCUCUACAAUUUCAAGAAAGAUUUCCCAGUGAUGGCAAAAACUCGGACAAAUGCUCGCUCUACCGCUACCCAAGGAUCAGCCUGAAAACGGAGAAAAUAUCUUUGAUGUUCUUGUACUGCAUAGUUCAAGACGAGAAGACGUUCGUUUCUGCAGAUUGCCUUCGACGCUUUGCUCGCAAUCGCAAUCAAACGUUUAUGCGGAUAAUCUUCCGUACUCGGGAGGACUCGGGACGGCUUAUCAGGCAUAUGGUGUCGACAGACUGA
Molecule: messenger RNA, 1671 nt
Organism: Lasiodiplodia theobromae
Lineage: Eukaryota; Fungi; Ascomycota; Dothideomycetes; Botryosphaeriales; Botryosphaeriaceae
Product: Phenol 2-monooxygenase
Exons: 7
Coding region: 1-1671 (556 amino acids)
Molecular function (GO): FAD binding
Source: RefSeq, a predicted model, not a curated record